Molecule: messenger RNA, 1263 nt
Organism: Ambispora leptoticha
Lineage: Eukaryota; Fungi; Glomeromycota; Glomeromycetes; Archaeosporales; Ambisporaceae
Source: the annotation of a GenBank genome assembly
AUGGCCGGAUAUUUUAAUUACUCUAAGGAAAUCCGCGGUUUAACCGGCAAAGAAUACAAUUUGCUAGAUACUAAAGACCCAAAUAGCCUAAAACUUUACGCUACUAAUGAUGCAGCCUACGUCGAUCCAGAUGACCCAGGUCACACUAUUCCCGAUACUUACGAGCAAAUUACUGGCAUACAAGGAGGGGAUCCCAGAACUCCAAUUAUCGGUGUUCCGCCAAUGUCUGGUUUCCUACAAAAUUUUGCACGAGACUUGAAUAUUAGCAAGACUGAUGUCGCAAGAUUGAAACAUAUUAUGAAUGCUUUCAAGCCAACUGAUUUGCCGGUCACAUACGAGCUGGCAAAGAAUUUCGCGUUGUUUGAUGGAUGGUAUGCGAGCGUUCCUGGUCCAACUACGCCUAAUCGAUUGUAUAUUCACACGGCAACCUCAAAUGGUGUAUAUGAAACUACUAGCGACGCAAGUCCAUUUGAACAAAGAUCUAUUUACGAUAAUCUUGACGAAAAAAACAUUACUUGGAAAAAUUAUUAUUCCAUAUUCCCGGAGUUGCUCUUUGCCAAGAGCCUUCAAACAAAGUCUGGAUACUCGAAGAUGAAAAAGUUGGAAGUGUUUUUCGCAGACGCUAAAGCUGGAACUCUACCGCAAUACAGUGUUGUUAAUCCCACUUUUGCAGGCUGGCCUUGCUUUGAUAGUGAACCUAAUGACGAGCAUCCACCUUACAGCGUUGCAAACGGCGAACCAUUUAUUAAAACAAUUUAUGAAGCUUUGCGUGCCUCACCUCAAUGGAACAGUUCUUUAUUUAUAAUCACUUGGGACGAACAUGGCGGAUUCUACGACAAUGUCCCGCCACCAUCUAAUGUUCCACCGCCAGAUAAUGUCACUGCACCAAUCUUCAAUUUCGAUCGUCUUGGAAUUCGUGUACCAACGCUUUUGAUUUCGCCUUGGAUUAAAAAAGGAAUAAUUGUUCAUGAUCCUCCGAAAAAAGGCUCUUACUUUGAGCAUACUUCAAUUCUGGCCACAUUGAAAAAGAUCUUUGGUCUCCCAAAAUUCCUGACUAGACGCGAUGCCUGGGCAGGCACAUUUGAAUAUCUUUGGGACAAAGUAGAGUCCCCACGUACAGACACUCCAACUACGCUUCCGAACGCUCCAACAUCAACAAACAAAAGUCGCAAACAUCGUAGAUCUCGAGUUAAGGCUAGAGAUACUUCUGCUUUAGAAGCUUGUAUGCAAGUAAAAGCAUUGGUCGAUCAAUAUCUGCAAUGA